AUGGGGCCGCCGCCGGUCUCCCCGCCGUCCCUGCUGCCCGCCGCCGCCCUCUGCCUCCUUUCCUGCCUCCUGUCUGCACCUCGGAGCCACGCGUGCCCCGCGGGCUGCGUGUGCGCGGACUCCCAUACUGUGGACUGCCGGGCCCGAGGGCUGCCCAGCGUGCCGAGCGCCUUCCCCCUGGACGUGCGGAAGCUGCUGGUGGCCGACAACCGCAUCGAGGCCAUCCCGGCCGACUUCUUCAUCUUCUACGGGGACCUGGUCUACCUGGACUUCAGGAACAACUCUCUGAGCUCGCUGCAGGAGGGCGCCUUCAGCGGCUCCGCCAAGCUCAUCUUCCUGGACCUCAGCUACAACAACCUGACCGAGCUGGGCGCCGGCACCUUUCGCUCGGCCGCCAAGCUGCUCAAGCUCAGCUUGGCCAACAACCGCCUGGCUGGCGUGGACGAGGCCGCCUUCGAGAGCUUGGAGUCGCUGCAGGUGCUGGAGCUCAACGAUAAUGACCUCCGGAGCCUCAACGUGGCCGCCCUGGCCUCCCUGCCUUCCCUGCGGACCCUGCGCCUGGACGGCAACCCGUGGCUCUGUGACUGCGAGUUCGCUCAGCUCUUCUCCUGGCUCCAGGACAACGCGUCCAAGCUGCCCAAGGGCCUCAGUGAAAUUCAGUGUUCCCUGCCCAUGGAAAACAGAAGGAUCUUUCUGCAUGAGCUGUCCGAAGCCAGUUUUAGUGAGUGCAAAUUCAGCCUCUCCCUGACAGACCUCUUCAUCAUCAUCUUCUCGGGCGUGGCCGUGUCCGUAGCUGCCAUCAUCUCCAGCUUCUUCCUGGCCACUGUGGUCCAGUGCUUCCAGAGGUGUGCCCCCAACAAGGAUACAGAGGAUGAAGAUGAUGAGGAGGAUGACUGA
This is a messenger RNA of Vombatus ursinus (common wombat), 897 nucleotides long. It is a transcript of the gene LRRC38, whose product is annotated as leucine rich repeat containing 38. Gene Ontology annotation, cellular component: voltage-gated potassium channel complex. Lineage: Eukaryota; Metazoa; Chordata; Mammalia; Diprotodontia; Vombatidae. Bases 1 to 897 code for a protein of 298 amino acids. Gene Ontology annotation, molecular function: voltage-gated potassium channel activity; transmembrane transporter binding; potassium channel activator activity. The record is from RefSeq and is a predicted model, not a curated record. The transcript has 2 exons.